Oncorhynchus keta (chum salmon) is the source of this 5756-nucleotide messenger RNA. RefSeq names its product ST6 (alpha-N-acetyl-neuraminyl-2,3-beta-galactosyl-1,3)-N-acetylgalactosaminide alpha-2,6-sialyltransferase (gene st6galnac). The record is from RefSeq and is a predicted model, not a curated record. Gene Ontology annotation, molecular function: sialyltransferase activity. NCBI's taxonomy places the organism in Eukaryota, Metazoa, Chordata, Actinopteri, Salmoniformes, Salmonidae. The coding region runs from base 426 to 1796 and encodes 456 amino acids. The transcript is spliced from 10 exons.
UCAUUUCACAAUAGUCCCGCCCAUGCUGUGCCAGGCUCGAGUGUAGUCUGUGCUACAGUUUACUUAGUUAAAGAAGACUUCUGGGCGUAGAGGAUUUUCUACUGUCACUACUCUACUGCUUAGUACAGGACUGCCACUAAAGAAGACUAGUCACAGACUGUCGUGGGGUGAGAGGGGCCCCGGAGCAGAGACCCUCUGGACUAAUUUACAGUCAAAUCCACCCCUGGCCCUCAUCUCUUUUCCCAUUGCUCCCCUGAAAAACCUAAACGUCCUCCUCAGAAGGACAUCAGCGACUCCCCUCCACCCCUCUACUCCCUCAUCCUCCUCCCCCUCUGCCUAGUUCUCAUGUUCCUCCUCCGGGGAGGUUGGAGAGCAGGGGGCACACACGUGGACAGCUGCCCAGGCUCGGGGCCACGGUGACAGACAUGGGGCUCAAGAGGAGAAUGGGGCUGUGCUUCCUGGGUGUCAUCUCCCUGCUGGUCAUCUACAUCCUGUGUUUGAGCCUGGAGAUCACCGUCCCCUGGCGCAUGGUCAACCUGAACCUGUCACACUUCCCUGGUCUUGGGUACACACAGGAACCAAACAGGUCACAUGACUCUGAAGACUCUAUUGACGGCAACACACCGUCAGAUGGUUUGGACAGCCUACACAUUGGUUCAACACCAACAACACAUUUCAGGUUAAAGGUACAGUCCACAUCCCCUGUCGGAGUCAGACCCUCAAUGAAACCUGGAGCCAGGGUCAGGACUACCAAGGGUCAAAAUAUUAAAGGUGCUCUCCUCUCCAAUUCAACCAAACCAACAGAGCCACCUUUCAUUGGAGACAGUUACUACAGCGAAGUCGCCCCACCUCAAACCGACUGUCCAAAUAGUAUUCGUAGCAGGGUUACCCUGACAGACUUUGGGGUGAGGUAUCUGGGCAGGAUCCCUGUCCUCCAGUGGGCCAAGCAUGCCACUCCAGAACAGUACCAGCGCCUCCAAGUGUACCCAGGGGCUCACGGCUGGGGAAACCUUGACAUUGACACUCUGGUGUCGACCCUGUCUGUUCUCAACACAUCAGCCAACUGGCACAUGUUUGAUGACUGGGAUCGUCGUAGCAACGGCUCGCAGUGUGUCUGCUGUGCUGUCGUGGGCAACGGAGGGAUUCUGAAGGAUUCUAAGAAGGGCCGGGAGAUUGACCAACAUGACUAUGUCUUCAGGACCAACGGAGCUGUGAUUAAGGGCUUUGAGCAGGAUGUGGGCUCUAGAACAUCCCUCUACACGUUCUCCACCAACACCCUCCGUAACUCCAUGAAGAGCUAUGCCGGAGCAGGCUACAGAGGACCCCCGCUCUCUGAGGAGACUAGGUAUGUCUUCCUGCCAGACCAUGACAGAGAUUACCUGCUGAUGAAAGCAGCCGCCACACACACUCCAGUAGAGAGAGGGCCAGAGAAGAGCAAAACGCCACCCACAUACUUUGGAAAAAAUGUGAGUGUAGAAAAGUUCAAGAUGUACCAUCCAGAUUUCAUACGUUACAUCAGAAACAGGUUCCUCCGAGGCCAUGCCAUGCAGACCAAAUACAAAAACAUAUACCGUCCAUCAACAGGUGCUGUGAUGCUGCUGGCUGCUAUGCACACCUGUGACCAGGUGAGCGCAUAUGGCUUCAUGACUCCAGACUAUAAAAACUACUCUGACCACUACUAUGACAGCAGAUAUCACCCUGUGGGUUUCUUCAUCAACCAUGACCUGAAGAUGGAGAUGACACUGUGGCAGCAGCUCCACCAGGCAGGACUCAUCACGCUCUACAUGCACCAGUGAUCUCAGGAACUAACUCACCCCAGGUCACUAUGGCAACGACCACAUUAAUGACAUACGUCUAUGGUAAUGACUCCGUCUCCACCACUGGCUCCCAAGGUUUGCCAACCCCCAGUAAACUAACUUAGUGUUAGUUGCAACUACAAGAUUUAUAGAAAAAUUACUCCACGUCUGACUUCGUCAUUGCCUGCCAUGUUGGAGGUUAGCCAAUACUUCUGAGAAAAUGGUCUCCAUGGAGAUGGGCUUAGCCUAUCCUCUUGAGAAGUCUCUAAAAGGGUGGAGGCAGGUUGCCAGUCAUAGACUGUUGCUGACACUUGCUGAGUUACCAGGAAAACUGACAGAUUCUUUUCAUUCUGGGAAAAGAUUGUUUUAGACUGUGCAGCUGAAGAUUUUAUCAAUGGCCCUGAUUUUGGACAUAUUUGACCAAAUAAUAUUUAUUAGCCUUUUAAUUUUUUUAAUGUUUAAUAUUACCCCCUUUUCUCCCCAAUUCCGUGGUAUCCAAUUGUUAGUAGUUUCUAUCUUGUCUCAUCGCUAUAACUCCCAUACGGGCUCGGGAGAGAUGAAGGUCGAAAGCCAUGCGUUCUCCAAAACACAACCCAACCAAGCCGCACUGCUUCUUAACACAGCCCUCAUCCAACCCGGGAGCCAGCCGCAUCCAUGUGUCGGAGGAAACACUGUGCACCUCGCAACCUGGUUCGUGUGCACUACACCCAUCCCGCCACAGGAGUAGAGACAAGGAAAUCCCUACCGUCCAAACUCUCCUUAACCCAGACGACGCUAGGCCAAUUUUGCGUCGCCCCACGGACCUCCCGGGUUGCGGCCAGCUGCGACAGAGCCUGGGUGCGAACCCAGAGUCUCUGGUGGAACAGCCCUAGACCACUGCGCCACCCGCGAGGCCCCUUUUUAUUAGCCUUUUUAUACUAUUUUAAGACCUUUUUUAGUAUUUUUAAACCAUUUCAGACAAUCAGCUUUUGUGGGUUUUAGUCAGACAUAUGUUUCAAAGAUCAUACCCCCAAGACAUGCUAACCUCCCCUGUUAUUGGUAAUGGUUAGAGGUUAGAUCAUACCCCCAAGACAUGCUAACCUCUUCUGUUAUUGGUAAUGGUGAGAGGUCAGCAUGUAUGAUCUGUGACCCUCCCUCUACCUUUCUCACUCAUCAUUAUUCACAAUUCAUUCAGGAUUUUCUGUAAUCAUGGUAGCAUCCACAUGAAUGUAGAAGUGUUUAGAAACAUAUGCUAUUCUUAUUUAUAAUAAAAGUGACUCUAUUGGGCGCAAAAUAAUCUGAAACACUACCAAACUAACUGCAAAUGCAUCCAACAAGUUUGUAGAGUCACAAGCUUGAUGUCGUCAUGGGAACAAAUAUUAAACUUUUACCACUUUAUUUAUAAGAAUCUUUAGGGUUGUCAAUAAUUUUUACCACUACCUUUUUGAGAGAUAAAAAAGUAUUACUUGUUAAACAAAAUCUGAGCAAUUGUAAAUAUAAAAUAUAAUUCCCCCAUUUUUUUGCAUUCAUUAUAGAUCCGUAUUUUAAUUAUUUAUUUUACACAGUUGUUAUUGCUCAUCUUUUUUUAAGGGUGUCAGUAAUUUCGGACCCCACUGUAUGUUGACAAGAGAUAGGGCUGUUACUGCUGGGCGGGCCACCUACUUAAAAUACCCUCUACCCUCCCUCACUGCCCUAAAUUCUUUCGCGCAGCACUGCCGGCAGUAGUCAUGGUCUAUUCUGAUAAGUAGUCAGAUUAUUUUGACAUGAUAUUACUAUGUUUCUGUGUGGAGUCAGUGUAGUAGUGGGUCAACAGACAACUCAAGUGUUUGACCAAAGCAAAGUUAAGGGGAGAAGAUAACAUUUUUUUUUAAGCCAACAUUUUUCUUUUUAUUAAAUAUGUUUUUAAAAUGUAUUUUACUUUCAUACAUGUUUCCUUAUUAAUAUGAGAGAGCAAUGCUACAUAGACAAGAACUGUAUUUUUUUUCAAACUACCACCAGUGUGUUCCUUAAUGUGAAUCUCAAUCUUUUGUCUGCAAAAUAAGUUGUUUUUGGGGUAACUGGGGAAACUAUUUGAAGUGAAGGAAGAUGUUUCCACAACAACUCCAAAAGGACACUUUGUCAGUGGCCUUUCUCCUCGGGCACUCGCUCCCAGAACAUGAAUGGAUGUUUCCAAGGAUCUCCUGGAGAAUUGGAGUAUGUGUGGCUGGACUAGACAAUAGAGCACCUGGACUCUUCUCAAAGAUAGCUCAGGGCUGGAUUCGUUAGGCACCAACCAGAAGAAAAUUGACUGAAAAAAGGAAGGACUACUUAAACUCCUCCAAUAAGAAACAUUUCUUUUAGUUUUCCGUUGCAAAGCAUUUUGCUAUGCUGUACCCUAAUGAGCAUGCCCCAGAAUGAAUAGUGACAAUAGUCACAGAAGUAUCAUUGUUUCUGCUGAAUAUUGAUGCCUGAUGAAUGAGGUCAUUCAGGACCUGAGAAGAACAUUAGAUUAAUCUGGUCACUGUGACCAUAGAGAUUGAUCUCUGACUGAGACUUUGCAUGGUCACCUCCACAUGGGGUCACCUCCACAAUGUGCACAAAAUAUAUGUGGAGCAGCGUAAAGAAACCAAAGACCCUACAACAGAAUCAAUGAAUUAGCUUAUAUGACAUUUUUGUUGUAUGUCUUUUUAGAAUAACAAUCCUUUAACAAUGACAUUAAAUGGUUCCGGCUUUCCUGUACGGAAGACUCACAUCAGACAUGAGUUUUUAAUGUGUACAGAAGAUGUGGUAAACUUGUUUGUUGUUGAUGGAGUUAACAGGGGGAAUUGGGUUGAGGGAGUUCCUCCAUAAUGCCAUUUUUAGCGUGGAUGUGUUUAAUGUAAUAGAAAUCUCUAAAGAAAUUGAGAAUUAAAGUUUGUCUUGUAUUUCUAUUUUGAUAGAAUGUCAUGUUAGUAAUCUGAACAUAAUUAAUGCACCUCCAAAGUAGGCAAUAGUGUUAAUAGGUUGUUAGGAACAGCAGAUUAGGAACACACACCACCAUCGAGCAGUUUUGUAUGAAGGCUUUAACAGCCUGUACAGUGCCCUCAGAAAGUAUCCACACCCCUUGACUUCCACAUGUUGUGUUACAAAGGAGGAUUAAAAUAGAUUUAGUCAACAAUCUACACAAAAUACUUUGAUGUGGAAGAAAAAUGUGAACAUUUGUUUAAAAAAUAUAUACAAAAUAAUGCACUAAUGUAUCUUGAUUGGAUAAGUAUUCAACCCCCUGAGUCUGUUAGAAUCACCCUUGGCAAUGAUUACCCCUGUGAGUCUACAAAAGUCUCUAAGAGCUUUCCUCACCUGGAUUGUGCAAUAUUUGCCCAUUUAUUAUUUUCUAAAUUCUUCAAGCUCUGUCAAAUUGAUUGUUUAUCAUUGCUGACAACCAUUUUCAGGUCUUUCCAUAGAUUUUCAAGCCAAUUUAAGUCAAAACUGUAACUCGGCCACUCAGGAACAUUCACUGUCUUCUUGGUAAGCAACCAGUGUAGAUUUGGCCUUGUGUUUUAGGUUAUUUUCCUGCUGAAAGGUGAUUUCAUAUCCCAGUGUCUGAUGGAAAGCAGACUGAACCAGAUUUUCCUCUAGGAUUUUGCCUGUGCUUAGCUACAUUCCGUUUAUUUUUUUUUCAUGAAAAACUCCCCAGUCCUUAACGAUUACAAGCAUACACAUAAUUUCAUGCAGCCACCACUAUGCUUGAAAAUAUGGAGCGUGGUACUCAGUAAUGUAUUGGAUUUGUCCCAAACAUAACAGUAUGUGUUCAGGACAAAAAGUGAAUUAUUUGUCAAAUAUUUUGCAGUAUUACUUUAGUGCUUUGUUGCAAACAGGAUGCAUGUUUUGGAAUAGUUUUUAUUCUGUACAGGCUUCCUUCUUUUCACUCUGUCAAUUAAGUUAAUAAUGUGGAUUAACUACAAUGUUGUUGAUCUAUCCUCAGUUUUCUCCUAUCACAGCCAUUAAACUCACGGUGAAAUAUUU